AUGGGGCGCUAUGUCUCUGGUCUCACCGUUCUUUUUCCUGAAGGAACCCACAAGGAAAACUGUGGCUGCCAAAAGAAAGAUCAAGAAAAAGCAGACGAGAAGAACAACAAAAACAAAGAAAAUGGUAGUAUUAGUAGUUUGCUUCCUAUGGUGAUUAGAGGAGAUGGCACCGGUAGCAGCUUUCAGAUGCCACUCCGUUACCCAAAAUACACCAAGGAGGAUUACGAAGACAUGCCUGAACCAGAGCUUGACCUUCUCCUGGCUUCAUAUGGGUUAUCUACUAAUGGUGGCUUGGACUACAAGAGAGAGUUUGCAAUGGGAGCCUUUCUAUGGCCUGAUCUUCAGGCACAACAAGUUGAGUCUUCACCUAGCUACACCCUUCAACAUUCUUCUAUUCCCAAGGAAAACAGAGUCGAGUUUUUGAGCAGUUUAUUGAAGUUUAAAAAUACCACUUCCUUAGUUAUAGCUAGGUUUUUCUAA
Messenger RNA from Dovyalis caffra, 480 nucleotides. The record is from the annotation of a GenBank genome assembly. Lineage: Eukaryota; Viridiplantae; Streptophyta; Magnoliopsida; Malpighiales; Salicaceae.